Capsella rubella is the source of this 1039-nucleotide messenger RNA. RefSeq lists its product as uncharacterized. The transcript has 2 exons. The coding region runs from base 1 to 957 and encodes 318 amino acids. Lineage: Eukaryota; Viridiplantae; Streptophyta; Magnoliopsida; Brassicales; Brassicaceae. The record is from RefSeq and is a predicted model, not a curated record.
AUGGCUUCCUCAUCCUCCUCCUCACCUUCACCUCUACCCGCAGUGUCCGUGACGCGGGAGGAGUUCAAUGCUUUCCACAAGUGUGACAGAGCCCUUUUCACCCGUCUUGUCGUAACUCUAAGGCGAGACAUUAGCCAGUCUCUUCAGGUCAUGAGCUUUCUCCUCUAUCUCGAGAAAAGUGGUCUCAUCAGCAACCUAAUCGUGAAUCUAGUCUCUUUACCUGACUAUUUCACCAUCUCCGUGGCUGAAGAAGUCAUGAUGUGUCUGAAUUGCUUGUCCUACGAAGGCUUCUCAACCUUUUUAGCCAACUCCGGGACAAACAUCAACUCCUCUACCAUACCUUUGAUCACGCGGAUGACUAGAGGGUACUUUACCCUCCAAGUCAUCCACGAGGACCGCGAAAACAUUCUCCUUGCGAUGAAGAAGUACCUGACCAGCAUAUGCUACCCAGCUUUUGAGGAUAUAUGCGCACGCGCUGAGAUGAAUAAUAAGGAGAGUGCAGAGAUGGAAAAGGCUAUGGACGAGAAGAUGAAGCAGCUGGGGAUUAACAGGGUUGUUCAUAAGCCUGAAUCUAGCUGCAGCCAGUUCUUAAGUGAACAACAAGGAGCAAGCAAGGUCGGUGCAUUCUCUGUGGAUGAGCAAGCAAGGGAAGACGGCAGGACUGUCUUCCUCACAUUUUCUAAAGGAUACCCAAUUUCUGAAGCAGAAGUGCAUGCCUAUUUCACCAGGAGAUUUGGGGAGAUAAUAGAAGCGAUAAUCAUGCCUGGAGGGGAAGGGAAUGAGCAGGCCCUGUAUGCAAAGAUGGUGUUACACUCUGCAGCCCUGAUUCCGGAGAUUGUAAGCGAUGCGGUCACCAGGACCAAAUACACCAUCAACGGAAAACAUGUUUGGGCUCGAAAGUACAUUCCUAGAUCCUCCCUUAAUAAUCUUUCCCCAUCCAAUGGAGUCUCUCUCUAGUUUUUCCUAAUACUUCUUGUUUGAUCUUGAGGGUCAUCAGUUGUGUGUUGUUGUUACCUUUAUCAAUUCCUUGCAACUUUUA